AUGGCUACGUCCAAAACCAUAGCGGUCAUUCUAUUCCUAAUAACGCUAGUUAAGUCUAGCAACGCGGCUGAGAACGCCACAACGCAACCGCUCGCCCCAGCCAUCCUAAUCUUCGGAGAUUCAACCGUGGACACGGGCAACAACAACUACCACGCCAAUGCCAACUUCAAGGCAAACCAUAUCCCUUACGGAGUCGACCUCCCAGGGAAAGUAGCGAGCGGGAGAUUCUCAAACGGAAAGCUAUACUGCGACAUCGUGGCCUCCAAGCUUCACAUCAAAGAGCUUAUUCCUCCUUUUCUACAACCUAACCUCUCAGACGCAGAAAUCGCCACCGGGGUUAGCUUUGCAUCCGCUGGCUCAGGCUUUGACGACCAAACUAUGCUCUUGACCAAGGCCAUCCCCGUCUCACAUCAACCUACAAUGUUCAAGAGUUACAUUGAACGUCUCAAAGGUAUUGUAGGGGAGAAGAAAGCGAUGGAGAUCAUCAAUGGUGCCAUCGUGAUGGUUAGUGCGGGUACUAACGAUUUCAUCUUGAACUAUUAUGAUUUCCCCACAAGGCGUCAAGAGUAUCCUCAAGUAUCUGAUUACCAGGAUUUCGUGCUCAAGAGACUAGAUAAAUUCGUCAAGGAGCUUUACAAUUUAGGGUGCCGAAAAAUGUCGGUGGGUGGGUUGUCGCCUAUAGGCUGUUUGCCGAUCCAAAUAACCUCAAAACUCACCAGAGGCAUAUCCAGAAGAUGCAUAAACAGUGAGAACAAAGAUGCUGUCUUGUACAAUGAAAAACUUCAAAAGCUAUUGCCUACUAUUGAAGCUUCUCUUCCAGGAAGCAAGAUCUUAUACGCAAAUGUCUACGAUCCUAUGAUGGACAUGAUCAAGCACCCUGCCAAAUACGGGUUUAAGGAAACCAGGAAAGGGUGUUGCGGAACAGGGGUUUUAGAGACGAGUGACAUGUGCAAUUCCGGUUCUAAGUUGUGUUCCAAUCACUCGGAGUAUAUGUUCUUUGACUCUAUUCACCCUUCCCUCGCCACCUACACUCACCUCGCUGGUUCUUCUGCCUACUCUACCAUAUCGAAGCUUCUUGAUGCCUAA
This is a messenger RNA of Brassica oleracea var. oleracea, 1086 nucleotides long. RefSeq names its product GDSL esterase/lipase At2g30310-like. The transcript has 3 exons. Lineage: Eukaryota; Viridiplantae; Streptophyta; Magnoliopsida; Brassicales; Brassicaceae. Gene Ontology annotation, molecular function: hydrolase activity, acting on ester bonds. The coding region runs from base 1 to 1086 and encodes 361 amino acids. The record is from RefSeq and is a predicted model, not a curated record.